AUGAGAUGGUGGGCUGUGAGGUAAUAAUAGAUGUCACAGUACUGGCCGAUGGGCAAAUCACUAAAUUUCAGACACUGGUGGCUUGAAGAAGUCAAAGCUAAGGCUACUUGAAUUAAAGUUUGGAGAUCUGGGCACGUAGCUCAUGCUUGACAGUAAGCCAUGGCAGCCGACGACAAAGUAGCCAUUUUAACCGAUGACGAAGAGGAGCAAAAAAGAAAGUAUGUGCUCGCUGACCCUUUCAACGGGAUUUCCAAGGAGCCAGACCCCCAAACCCAAAGCGAUACACCUUCGACGGAGACCACCACCACCAUUCCGGACGAGGAACUGGAUUGGCUCGAAAAGCACUGUGUCAAAGUGAACAACGAUCUCCUGAUCUCCAAAGUCUUUUAUUUUUUCUUUUAUGCUGCUUACGGUUCGCUCUACCCGCUGCUUCCUGUGUAUUACAAGCAACUGGGCAUGACGCCCAGCCAGAGCGGACUGCUGGUGGGCAUCAGGUACUUCAUUGAGUUCUGCAGCGCUCCGUUCUGGGGCGUGGUGGCGGACCGCUUCAAAAAAGGGAAAGUCGUCCUCCUCUUCUCCCUUCUGUGUUGGGUGCUGUUCAAUUUGGGAAUCGGGUUCGUCAAACCGGCUACCUUAAGGUGCAUACCAAAGUUCCCGCCGCCACUCUCUCCCACCAAUGCCAGCCACCUCUCGACGGCAACCACACAUAACGUCUCCCUUCCUUCGGCGUUGCCUACCGCCCGGGCUGCAUCACCGGAGGGCCGGAGGAAAAGAGACGUUUCUUCUUACAGCUUGGUGGCGGUGAGCUCAGCUCCUCCUCAAACCACAUUCCCUCUGACUACGCGGAACGUGUUGAGGGCCGAAGAGAGCGUGGUUACUCACAGUACUCCGAAAGGCAUCGUUACUGCCGGAUCGUUGGGGAAUUUAACCCCUCCGACGGUGCCUCCCGCUGCCACCACCAGGGCUGCCACUCUGGUCUACGACCACCAGGAAGUGGAGGCGAUCUUCCUGCUCAUCUUGAUGGUUGUUAUCAUAGGGGAGUUUUUCAGCGCUUCGUCGGUCACGAUUGUGGACACGGUGACCUUGCAGUACCUUGGCAAGCACCGAGAUCGCUACGGGCUCCAGCGCAUGUGGGGCUCUCUGGGCUGGGGCCUGGCCAUGCUCUCGGUAGGAAUCGGCAUUGACGCCACCCGCAUUGAUGUGCUCAUCGAAGGGCAAGGCUGCAAAGCCCCGGAGUACAAGAACUACAGGAUUGUUUUCAUCGUCUUUGGCGUGCUGAUGACGCUCUCCUUGAUCGUGGCCACCCAGUUCCGGUUCCACUACAACCACUACAAGCAAGAGGAGAACCAAAGCAAAGAAGGGGACAUCUCCCAGGCGGACAGGAACUCCUCCCACGACUCCUCCAACGAAACCCCGAGUGACACAAGCCAGUCGCCCUCCUUUAGUUUCUGGGACUUGAUAAAACUCCUCUGCAGUAUCCAAUAUGGCUCCGUGCUGUUUGUAGCUUGGUUCAUGGGCUUUGGGUACGGAUUUGUGUUCACCUUCCUUUACUGGCACUUGGAGGACCUGAACGGCACCACCACCCUCUUCGGGGUCUGCUCCGUCCUGAGUCACGUGUCCGAACUGACCGCGUAUUUCUUCAGCCACAAGUUGAUCGAGCUAAUUGGACACAUCAGAGUCCUGUAUAUUGGCCUUGCUUGUAACACAGCUCGUUAUAUUUACAUCUCCUACCUGGAAAAUGCUUGGACCGUUUUGCCUAUGGAAUUCCUUCAAGGUGUGACCCAUGCAGCCAUCUGGGCAGCUUGUAUUUCCUACCUAAGUGCUGCUGUUCCUCCCGAAUUAAGAACUUCCGCUCAGGGUAUUCUGCAGGGUCUCCACCUUGGCCUGGGCAGAGGGUGCGGAGCAAUGGUUGGAGGAGUGCUGGUCAACUAUUUCGGAGCUGCUUCGACAUUCAGAGGGAUAGGAAUGGCCUGUCUUGUGAUCCUAUUGCUUUUUGCUUUGAUCCAGUGGGUGGCAGUUCCUGAUGAGAAAGAAGAAAAAACCAUGCUGGCCGAAAGGAUCCCAGUGCCUUCCAGCCCCGUGCCCAUAGCCACCAUUGACCUGGUACAGCAACAGACGGAAGAUAUCAUGCCUCGGCCUGAGCCCAAGCUUCCUCCCAAGAAAACAAAGCACCAAGAAGAGCAGGAAGACGUCAACAAGCCUGCCUGGAGUGUCAGCUCUUCCCCGUGGGUGACUCUCGCCUAUGCUCUCUAUCAGAUCAAGGAAAUGGUCCAGCUCUCCAAAAGCAACCAGGUGCUCGAGAACCAGCCUUUGCAGAAAGCCGACGGUAGUCACGACUCUGCACCAGGCGUCCCUCAGAAUCAAAGCAGUGAUGCGUCUGCAGAGACUUCUGUACCUACGGCAGCUCCUGAAACCCAUCUCAGCCCAGGCUGCCCUGAUCCAGACCCAGCUCCUGCAGAUUGCAGCAGGGCUCAGCCUCCCAAGGCUGGGCAGGAAUAGGGCUUUGCUUCCUAUCUUCAUCUUUGCUGCAUUGGAUCCUGCUGUUUGCGGGGAGCUGAGAGGGAUGCUGAAACGAAAAGCUCGAAACUGCAGCUCCCUUCACCUCGGCGAUGGUAACCUGACACAGCACGCAUUUUUAAACAUUUAAGGUCUUUUUCUGUGUCAAAGCCCAAUGGGCCUGUGGCAGGAAGGACUAAAAACCUAGGAUGGCUAGGCCAGAAGAGGCCGCCGUCAAAAAUAACGAGCAGAGGAGUUAAAAUAUUCCACACAAAACGCUUUUCAACCUUUGCGGGAACGAGGUUUGGGGGUCCAUUUGUGCGUAAACAAAACGGAAAUCUAA
This is a messenger RNA of Lacerta agilis (Sand lizard), 2839 nucleotides long. It is a transcript of the gene MFSD6, whose product is annotated as major facilitator superfamily domain containing 6. Gene Ontology annotation, biological process: antigen processing and presentation of exogenous peptide antigen via MHC class I. Gene Ontology annotation, cellular component: plasma membrane. The record is from RefSeq and is a predicted model, not a curated record. The transcript has 7 exons. NCBI's taxonomy places the organism in Eukaryota, Metazoa, Chordata, Lepidosauria, Squamata, Lacertidae. Bases 160 to 2499 code for a protein of 779 amino acids.